This is a messenger RNA of Penicillium brasilianum, 760 nucleotides long. Lineage: Eukaryota; Fungi; Ascomycota; Eurotiomycetes; Eurotiales; Aspergillaceae. The record is from the annotation of a GenBank genome assembly.
GUCGCUCAAAUCAGCUUUUGCGACCGGACAUCGCUGACCGUCAUUGCCCUCGAUCUUGGAGAACAUUGUCAUGGAGCAAGCUGGUCUUGAAGGUGCUGAGCUUGUAAGCGGAGCUACUACCAUCGCCGAUGGCAACACGAUUACUCGCUGUAAUCUGCGCAACUGUGCUGUCACUAGCUCCUCGGUGAAGCUUAGCGACUUCUCCGACCGUGUUUUCUCGCAUGCGCGCUCAGUGAAGCAAUCAACCGGAACUAAAACAAAUUUCCACGAUGUAUCUCAUACUAGUCGCAGUACCUUCUCCAAUAGCAUCAUUCGAGACCAGUCCAGUGUUCAUCGGAGCGAAGUGAAAUUGUCUACACUGAAUGACUCGAGCAAUGUGAAGCGCAGCGCGGUCAUUGGAUCAAGCAUCUCCCGCACUUCAGUAUCGAGGACAACUUUGACCGACUGCAAUACCGAGGAAUGCAUCUUCGAACGCUGCUCGUUCAAGGAUAUGAUACUCAAGAAUGGCUACUGGAAAAGGAACCAACUCAUCAAGAAGGUAGGGAGUAAGGAGCCAGUCGCCGUCAAGAAGGAUGGGCCGGAGCCUGCGAAUUCUGGAGUUAUGCCGUCUUCAUCUAAUAUUCCGGUGGUCCCCGACACGAGCUCAAAGUCUGAGAUGUCCGCUUCACGAAAUGUCCUCCAUCGCCUGGAUUCUAAUGUCACUCUUGAAAGCGAGGAAUCAGAUGAUUCUGGAGACCUCCCUCCGCCAUACAAAGUUUGA